Messenger RNA from Pecten maximus, 2866 nucleotides. Its product is annotated as retinoic acid receptor beta-like. Gene Ontology annotation, biological process: retinoic acid receptor signaling pathway; cellular response to corticotropin-releasing hormone stimulus; regulation of transcription by RNA polymerase II. The record is from RefSeq and is a predicted model, not a curated record. Gene Ontology annotation, cellular component: nucleus; transcription regulator complex. The transcript has 11 exons. Gene Ontology annotation, molecular function: RNA polymerase II cis-regulatory region sequence-specific DNA binding; zinc ion binding; nuclear glucocorticoid receptor binding. NCBI's taxonomy places the organism in Eukaryota, Metazoa, Mollusca, Bivalvia, Pectinida, Pectinidae. Bases 838 to 2265 code for a protein of 475 amino acids.
GCUGCAUGAUCGCUCACCUGUACAAACCUCUAACCUGUAGCCACAUGUAUAUAUUCAGCUCAUUUAGUUGACCGCAUGAAUAUAUAUCUCCGUAUCACCGAUUUAGGGCGACACACAUGUCAGGAGAUUAUGCAUGCAAUUUAUGAGACGUACACAUGAAUCUGUGUUUCUUGUUGUGUUAGUUGGUCAAUGCAAAAGGUGUUAUGUCUGCUUUGUGGAUACAAAGGACUUGUCCUACACAAUUGGAUUUUUCGUUGGAAUUCAGUCGAUGGAUACGCACAUAAAGGAGGACUUUCUGGUCCAGUGACCACAGGCUAUAUUUGCCACGUCGGACAAAAAAACUCGAUGACCACGUAAUUUGACCCACAGAGAAUGGAAUGUGUUUACACACCUCCGCGACCAUUGGCCAUGGAUAUAGUGUAAUCUUUCUAAGGUGACUGUUCCAAAUGGACUUAAUCGUUCCGUAAAUAUUUAUGAAAAUAUUGUGCGGCAGAUGACCAAUGAUAGAAAUACGUUUAUAGAUUACUGCGGCUGUACAUGGCUACUAGUUCGUCUGAUGGUUAGUUGUGCUCCAUACCACACAGUCAGCCUUCCCACUUAUUGUGACCAUUGAUCGAGGAUGUGCUACCGGUAUUAACUGCCUCAGAUUAUUAUACAUGUAGAGUGAUCCUGUAUACAGAUCAUCACAUCUGUAUUGUCAAUUCUCUACAUAAGGUGUUUACAGUACAUCGACAGCGUGAACAGGUUUAUUGUGGAAAGGAAAUAAAGAUCUGCAAACCAGUGACUGGACAAAUAGUUAAAAGCUAAACCACGGAGACAGAUGUUUGAGGACUGUAUAUGAAGGCUUUAAUCAUGAACCCCAAUAUGGGGACUAACCCAUCACUCGCCAGUGACCCAACAGGGCACCUGCAGCAACUAAACCAUGGACAUGGUGCUAUGAGUGAUAGCCCCUAUGGCCUUGACCAUGGAAUGGACCACGGAGGAUACUUAACGCCCAAUGCCUAUGACCAGUACCUCUAUGGCCAGAAACAGGGUUAUCUCCCUCAACAUCACCCACAGGCACACAAAUCCAUAUUUGAUGGUGCAGGGAUGUAUGGCGAGAUGCAGAGUCCUAGCAAUAUGUCAGCAACCAGUCUUUCCCCAUCUCCACCCCCGCCUCCCCGAAUAUACAAACCAUGUGUCGUGUGUAGUGACAAAUCAUCAGGGUAUCACUAUGGUGUCAGCUCCUGUGAAGGAUGCAAGGGAUUUUUCCGUCGAAGUGUACAAAAAAAUAUGCAAUAUACUUGCCACAAGGACAAAAACUGCCCUAUCAACAAAGUAACGCGGAAUCGCUGUCAGUACUGCCGACUACAAAAGUGCUUCGCCUCAGGAAUGUCUAAAGAAGCUGUGAGAAAUGAUCGAAACAAGAAAAAGAAAAUGAAAGCCGAAAAUGACAGUAUGGAUGUAGCAUGCUCAACAGAAGAAGUUACGGACGAUGAUAUGGGUAUUUUACAAGAGAUUCUUGAUGCUCACAAUUCCACAUUUCCAAACAUAGAAGAGGAGGUCUUGUCUCCUGUGAGUACGAACCCAGCGUUAGGCAGUUCGGAGGAGACCGAAAUUAAAGGGGAAAAGGAUCAAGAUGAAAACUGUGACAAGAAUAAAGAUAAAACUGUGAAAUUAAUGUUGUGGGAACGUGUGACAGAACUUUCAUCCAAAGGGAUUAUUAAAAUAGUGGAAUUUGCAAAAAAGAUUACUGGAUUUACUUCCCUUUCCUCAUCAGAUCAAAUUACAUUAUUAAAGGCAGCCUGUUUAGAAAUUAUGAUAUUACGAUUGUGUUCACGGUACAACCUUGAUCAGGAUGUGAUGAUGUUCAGUGGAGGACUUACUCUGGAUCGUGAUCAGUUACAAAAUGGAGGUUUCGGAUCACUUACAGAAACAAUAUUUAAAUUUGCUUCCUCUCUCAAAAUGUUGGAAAUUGAUGAUAUGGAAUUCGCUGUGUUAUCUGCUGUGUGUUUAAUAAGUGGAGAUCGAUCCGGUUUAGAAAAUCCACGAAAAAUAGAAGAAAUGCAGGAACCCAUUUUAGAGGCCUUGAAACAUUACAUUAGAACAAGGCGGAAAGAUCAACCAAUUACGUGGGCGAAGAUGUUGAUGAAGGUGACAGACUUGCGGAGUAUAAGUGUGAAAGGAGCAGAAAGAGUGCUUCAUCUGAGAUUGGAAAUGCCGGACGAAUUACCUCCCUUGAUCAUCGAGAUGUUGGAUAGAUCAGAGAAUGUGUGUUUGCCUUGAUGAACUAGGGCUAUCAUAGCUAAAUUAUGUAUACGGUGAUAUUAUCUUAAUCCACAAUGCUUACACAACCUUAUCAUGGAUGAGAGAGUAAAAAGAAAACCUGGAUUUUUUUUCUCUCCAAAAUAUUGGAAAUAGAAUAUGAAAAACAUCUGGCAUACAAAUAGCUGAAAAGGAAGAAUGAAUUGUUGUCAAUGUUGAGUGUGGGGAACCUUGCUGAUUGUGUUUCUCUACAUUCAUACUCAAAAUGGACCCGGUUUUAAGGAUGUGUUUUAACACUUCCUUUCUAAAAGAUUUCUACACAGAUAAAUCUUUGAAAAUAUGUCUGAACAGUUGUAUUUAAUUCAGACAGUUUAUUUGUUAUAUUACAUUUGAAAAUAUACACAAAAUAUGCAUAAUGCUCAAGGUAAAUCUGGAUUGUUUACAAUUAAAUUAGAAUAUUAAUAGCAACUGCAUGGUUGGAUAUAGAAAAAAGGAUUAUAUCCCCUGAUGCUGGAUUAUUGGAUUAGUUCAUCACAAAGGAAUGGUGUGGAGGAUUUGAGGCUAAUUUUCAGACUGAAUCAUUACUAGUGACAAUGUAAAUAAAAAAAAAAAAUCAAAGGGG